AUGAAGUUAGGGAGCUUGAGCACUGCCGUUAUGGCAGGCCUUGGUUAUGUUCUUGGCCAUAAAGACAAGCUGGGAGAGGAAGCAGAGUCGACCCAUUAUAUGGGGCCUGAAGAAGCUGCGAAGGUGGCCCGGAAAAUGGCAGCUUUCGAACGCACACUUCACGCCAACACUAUUGACCGUAAUUCCGGUACACCUGUAUCGUUUAUCGAAUACUUUGUAGGUGCAGACGCAUGCCAUAGCGUAGAACCAUCGAGUAACGGCAGCAUGAUCAUGGUGUUGCUCAAUAUGAGCUCCACGUACCAGAACUGGUACAACAACUCGGAGUUCUCGGUUUCGCUGGAGUUGUCUGGCCACGCCAAACUGGGCAGACCUGCGAUGGCCGCGCCACGGGCCAACUACUUUGGAGAACUAAAACCGAUUAAUGGUUCUAAGGCCCUGGAGCACUGUCUUCUCAAACGCCAUCCCGAUGCCCGCUGGUGGAUUCCAGGUGGGAAACACGACCGAGUGCACGACGGCCAGUGGUUCGAAUUUGAUGUUAGCGAAGUGCAUUUCAUAGGAGGCUACGGUAGCUCAGCUUUCAUUGGAACUAUCAGCGGUGAAGACUAUCAGGGAGCGUUCAAUCACUCGAAACCCCAUCACCCAAUCCAUGGGCCUCCUCACGGUCCACCUCACGGUUCUCCCCACGGUCCUCCACAUGGCCCUCCACAUGGUCCUCCCCAUGGUUCCCCUCAUGGGUCCCCCCAAGACGAACCUUCUCAUGAACCCUUUGAAGAUGAGCCUGAAGAGGCUGGCGAAAAGCCCGCUGAACGCAAGGUUCUAGCACCUGAAAACCACCGUGAGCAUCCUUCUGCAGACCUGGGAGAUCACGACGAGGCCUAUUUCCAGGCCCAUUCCGACCAGGAGACUCACCGUGACGACUUGCGCAAGGAUUCUGGAGCUAAAUCCCACCAGAAGAAGAAGAACAAGAACAAGCACAAAUUCAAAGCCAAGUGCAAUGGGAUGUAG
This is a messenger RNA of Lachancea meyersii CBS 8951, 1005 nucleotides long. The record is from the annotation of a GenBank genome assembly. Lineage: Eukaryota; Fungi; Ascomycota; Saccharomycetes; Saccharomycetales; Saccharomycetaceae.